Manis pentadactyla (Chinese pangolin) is the source of this 2086-nucleotide messenger RNA. RefSeq names its product activating transcription factor 3 (gene ATF3). Gene Ontology annotation, biological process: regulation of transcription by RNA polymerase II. Gene Ontology annotation, molecular function: RNA polymerase II cis-regulatory region sequence-specific DNA binding; DNA-binding transcription factor activity, RNA polymerase II-specific. Gene Ontology annotation, cellular component: nucleus. NCBI's taxonomy places the organism in Eukaryota, Metazoa, Chordata, Mammalia, Pholidota, Manidae. The coding region runs from base 260 to 805 and encodes 181 amino acids. The transcript has 4 exons. The record is from RefSeq and is a predicted model, not a curated record.
AAAGGCCAACCAUGAAGGAGAGAAGGACUGGUACUGGCUUCCUACUGUCAGAUGUUCUAAGAGCAGUACUUAGGGGAAGAGAUGAAAAUUAAAAGUGAAAAUUCAACAUAGUUGAAGCUACUAGGAAGUUAAAUCUGGGAGCUGAAUUUACAGUUAAAGAAAUACAUUCUGUAAGGUUUCACUUUCUUGAAAAUGAAGAAACUAACAGUGAUAUGACAUGAUUUCUGAUUGGAGAUAAUGAAGCAAAAGCAAAAUCAAAAUGAUGCUUCAACACCCAGGCCAGGUCUCUGCCUCGGAAGUCAGUGCCUCUGCCAUCGUCCCUUGCCUGUCCCCUCCUGGGUCACUGGUGUUUGAGGAUUUUGCUAACCUGACACCCUUUGUCAAGGAAGAGCUGAGAUUCGCCAUCCAGAACAAGCACCUCUGCCACCGGAUGUCCUCAGCACUGGAGUCAGUCACUGUCAGCGGCAGACCCCUGGAGAUGUCAGUCACGAAAGCUGAGGUAGCCCCUGAAGAAGAUGAAAGGAAAAAGAGGAGACGGGAAAGGAAUAAGAUCGCCGCCGCCAAGUGUCGAAACAAGAAGAAGGAGAAGACGGAGUGCCUACAGAAGGAGUCCGAGAAGCUGGAGAGUGUGAAUGCUGAACUGAAGGCCCAAAUUGAGGAGCUCAAGAACGAGAAACAGCAUUUGAUAUACAUGCUGAACCUUCAUCGGCCCACGUGUAUUGUCCGGGCUCAGAACGGGCGGACUCCAGAAGAUGAAAGAAACCUUUUUAUCCAACAGAUAAAGGAAGGAACAUUGCACAGCUAAGCAGCCAUGGGAUGUAUGGGGGCAACUGGAGAGUCCUCACUGAAUCCUCCUUUUACAUCCAAAACCCUGAAGCCUUUGGAGAUCUGACUUCCUGUGCACUUCGAAUCUCAGCGGCAAAGAACCAUCGGUGUGGGAGACAGCCCUCGGUGACUUAGCUGGGCCUGUCCACUCUGCCCCAGAGUGGACUUUGGACCAGGGCAAGGGCAUCUUUUGCCCCAACUCCAGGAUGUAGGCCUUAUCAUACUGGCUAUUCUUGGAUUCUCCAGAUGGCCCCUGGUUGGGGUCCUGCCCGCUCUCAUCUGGAUUUUACAAAACCCAGGACUCCCACCAUUAGGAUUCAUGCAGAAAGGAUUCAUGCAGAAGUGUCUGUACCUUGGGUGGGUGUGGUGGGGCCACCUCCUCUGCUGCCACUGUCACUUGUAGGGGACGUGGAGUGAGAAUGGCAUUUAGCGAAGUUGUACGAUGGCCAGGAUUGUGCUUUCUAGCAAAUGUGGUGUUAUGUACAGGAAUUACUGUGUGCAAGGCAUUUGUUUCAAAAGUAGGUAUUGUGCUCUUCUGGUGUUUGCCUCACACAACACUGGGGUGGCCUUUCCAUGACGUUCCUCAGAUGUGGUUUCUGAGAGUCUGGGCAGGCUGUUACCAUGGGCAGUGUCUUACAAAACGUUCAGGCGGCCGGAAGAGCCUGGCAGCCCAGGGAGAACAGAAGUCUGCUGGCCAGCAGUGCAGUUUUGUGCCAACAGAGAAGGUCUCCUUUCCCUCAGCACCUAAGCAUUAACACAAAAUUCAAGGGCGUGAGUGCAGGUCCUGUGUUAUAAACUCAGUUAUGUCACAGGAAAAAAGCAAGAAGAAAGUCUAACUUCCAAAGGGUUACAACUCCCUGCUCAGUGACUUAGGUGAGAAGUUCCUUCUGUGCCGGGAGAGCCAAAGAGUAUUCUGUGUUCCUUUUCUUGUAGUUUGAAAACCACAUUCAGGGACACCUGUUGGAAGCCAGGUGAGGCCUAGGCUUUAGCAUUAUUGGAUAUGAAUGGUAUUGUUUCGUCAUGCGGCUGUCUGUGGAAACCUGACCCGGAGCGUUUCCAGCUGUGAGAGGUCAUUCACACUGGCCACAAGGACUCUGGCUACUGUCUCAAUUCUGAUGUUUCUGUGAAAUCCUCAGAGUGUUUAAUCUUCCUUGAUAGUAUCAUCACAAUUUUCUGUAAGAGGAAAUACUACUUAUUUAUCCUAGUCUUUCUAACCUUGUCAAUGUAAUAAAUAUUGGAACCAAAGACAUGGCAAACUGAA